CCCGCUGAAGGAGGCGGCGAAGGAGGAGGAGGAGGAGAGGGGAGGAGAGGAGAAACCUCCGCAUUCCCUCCCUCCGCGCCCCGUCCCCCCGCGCGGACCGCCCGCCCGCCCGCCUCUCCCCUGCAUGCCCGGCUGAGACCGCGGGGAGGACUCAGCCACCCGCCGCGGCCCCGCCGCCUUCCCGCGCCCCGCCACCGCGGACAAAGGGGGAGAGCGGGCAGCCAGAGGAGGGGAGAGCCCGUCCCCGCCGCGCGAGCAUGGCGGACCGCAGCCUGGAGAGCGUGUCCCUGCCGCUGGAGGUGCGGGCCCGGCUGGCCGAGCUGGAGCUGGAGCUCUCCGAAGGUGACAUCACACAGAAGGGAUAUGAAAAGAAGAGAUCAAAAUUAAUUGGGGCCUACCUGCCACAGCCUCCCGCAGCGAAUGGAGCUGCCGCRGUACGGUGUAGACUGCAACACAGUGAAGGAGCUGCCAGAAGAAUGCUCCGCACUGCCAACAUUGGUGUCUGUGACAUCCGGGAAGCGGCCGCUAGAGAGAGAGCAGCCAGCACUGCAGGAAACCGGCCUCUCUUUUAUUUUCGUUUUGGGGUGGACCAGGCGUUACCACAGGAACGUCGAACUCCUGUCACUCCGUCCUCGUCCUCUCGGUAUCACCGUCGCAGGUCCUCAGGGUCACGGGAUGAGCGCUACAGAUCGG
Molecule: messenger RNA, 693 nt
Organism: Malurus melanocephalus (red-backed fairy wren)
Lineage: Eukaryota; Metazoa; Chordata; Aves; Passeriformes; Maluridae
Product: disco-interacting protein 2 homolog C-like
Exons: 4
Source: RefSeq, a predicted model, not a curated record